Molecule: messenger RNA, 3398 nt
Organism: Micropterus dolomieu (smallmouth bass)
Lineage: Eukaryota; Metazoa; Chordata; Actinopteri; Centrarchiformes; Centrarchidae
Product: all-trans-retinol 13,14-reductase-like
Exons: 13
Coding region: 315-2132 (605 amino acids)
Molecular function (GO): oxidoreductase activity
Source: RefSeq, a predicted model, not a curated record
UUUGCCUAAUCUUUGAUUGCCUACCUUGUUUCCUGACUCCCGCCUGUUUUGUGACAUCAAGUGACAACAAACUUUAUAUUAUUAAUCUGCUUGGUCUCUGGGCUUUGGAUUUGGGUCCAAACCUCCAUUUUCUGAGUCAUUACAGAAUAUAUAUAAUAUUUUAUCUCAAAUUUUUUAACCUUCAUACUUCUUCAAAUUAUUCUUUCACCUCUUAUGCUUCUGUAUUUGCUGCUUUCCUUCUCUUCUUUGCUGUUUGUUCCACUCCACUCCAUCCUACUGUCAGUGCUGUUUAGUGUGCACAGCACUCUUCUGCAAUGUGGUGGCUGCUAGGUGUAUUGAUCUGCGUGCUGCUGGUGGUCGUCAUCUUCUUCAUGACCACUGGGCAACGCUACAAGGUGUUCAGUGAGAGGUGCCUGAGGCCACCAGGACCCUUGGUGACUGACACCAGACAGAGGGACGGCAGGCUGAAGAGAGGGUUUCGUGUGGAACGUGUUCCCCCUGCUCUGGAUGCGGUGGUGAUCGGCAGUGGUGUGGGAGGCUUGACAGCAGCGGCGCUUUUGUCCAAAGCAGGAAAGAGGGUUGUGGUUCUGGAGCAACAUGAUCAGGCUGGAGGCUGCACACACACCUUUCAGAAUAAGGGAUUUGAGUUUGACGUGGGUAUACAUUACCUGGGCCAGCUGCACGAGAACAGUCUGCUGAGGGUUGCUCUGGAUCAGAUCACAGAGGGACAGCUGCAGUUCACAAGGCUGGAGCAGCACUUUGACACACUGGUCCUGGGUCAGCUUGACCAGCGCAGGGAGUACCAUAUCCAUGCAGGGAAGACUGAGAUGGCAGCUAGCCUGAAGAAGCAGUUCCCAGGAGAAGAGCAGGCGAUUGAUGAGUUCAUGAGAUUGAUGAAGUUAGCCUCACGGCGAACACCACUUAUUGCCGCAUUGAAGAUGAUACCAUAUUGGCUUGUUACCUUCCUGGUUCGGACUGGCCUGUUGAAUCGCAUAUCUUCAGUAUUUCGCCUAGCAGUAACCAACCACUCAGAAAUGAUGUCCAGCCUCACACAAAACAAGGACCUGCAGGCAUUGUCUUCCUACCUGUUCUACGGUGUGCCGCCUAAAGAUUCCAGCUUUCUCAUCAAUGCCCUCCUUCUUCAUCACUACAAGCGUGGUGCAUACUACCCACGGGGAGGCUCCAGUGAGUUUGCCUUCCACAUCAUCCCUGUCAUUCAGCAGGCAGGCGGUGCCGUGCUGGUCAGGGCUCCUGUACAACGCAUCCUGCUCAGCCAGCAAGGGAAGGCCUGCGGUGUGACAGUGCUCAAAGGGCAAGAAGAGAUUGAAGUCCAUGCCCCUGUUGUCAUUUCCAACGCUGGAAUCUUCAACACCUUCCAGAAGUUUCUGCCUCAGCACAUACAGGACAAACCAGAGAUCCAGUCACUGUUGCGUAUGGUACGUCAUGGUAUGGGAUCCUUCUUGGUUUUUGUUGGUCUGGAUGGAACCAAAGAGGAGCUGGGCAUUGUUUCCACCAACUUCUGGAUGUAUAAAGACAAUGACUUGGACUCACUUAUGGAGCGAUACUCUUCGCUGAGCAGAGAGGAGGUAUUGGGGAACAUCCCCAUGAUGUUCAUCACCUUCCCAUCCGCUAAAGAUCCUACAUCCACCAUCAGACACCCAGGGAAAUCCUGCAUGACGUUGCUAACCAUGGCUCGCUAUGAGUGGUUCGAGGAAUGGGAGGGGACAAAGCUUGGCAAGAGGGGACAGGACUACGUGGAUCUGAAAAACAGCAUGGCCCAAGAGCUGCUAGACUGGGCUCUAACAAUCUUCCCUCAGUUGCAAGACAAGGUGGUGAUGGUGGAUGCUGCCACUCCACUAACUAAUGUCCACUAUUUGGGCGCUCCAAGAGGCGCGAUGUACAGCGCUGAACACAACUUGGAGCGCUUCACCCCAGAAACGGUGGCUAGGACACGGCCACAGACACCGAUCGGUGGUCUCUACCUAACAGGUCAGGACGUAUUCUGUAACGGCAUGGCUGGGGCGCUGCACGGUGGACUGCUCUGCUCUUCUGCCGUCCUCAAUCAGAUCCUCUACAUUGACCUUCUUGCCCUGAAGACCCGCCUCAAAAACAAACAGACCAGUCAUAACUGACCUGGUGGUGAAGGGGCCGUAGUGGAAUGUAAAUGCAAAUUGUAGCAUUUACACAGCCCACCGUGAGCACAGUAAAAAUUCUUAGAUGAUGUGUUUUGUUCUCUGCUGGAACUAUUUUCAUGUCACACAGUGCAACCAGAAACCCACCACCCAUACAUACUAGACUGGAUUUAAAGAGUUGAGGUGAGAGGAAACGAUGGAGAAAGAAAAGAAAGCAACUGAUCCUACAUUUAAAAGAAAAAAAUGGAGGAAAAGACGGAGAAACUGAUUUGGCCCAGUCAGGUGAGAAACAUGAACAAAUUCUAAGAAAGCUGAUAUGGUCUGUUUUAUAGUUUAAAAUGCAUUAUUACACUAUAAACUAAAUUCAAAACAAAAGAUUGGAACCUGUUGUGAAAUGAUUGAGAGAUAUAUUAAUACAGCACCUAACACUGCACACACCCGUAUUUAAAUCACAAAAGAUCCGUGACAUGCAUGCUGUUGCAGAUUGUAAGACAAGGCUGCAUGCUCUUUUAUAAACUUAUAUCAACAAGUGAUCCUUUUACUAUCAACUUCAAUCUAGUUAACUCUUUUACAUGUAAGAACGGGUCACUUUUUUUUUUGCUUCUGUGUUUCCACUGCAUCUGAAAUUUUUAACUAGACCCAUGAAAAGCAUAGUGUGGCUGCGAAUCAAAAACAAGACCGAUGGUACAAGUUAAGUGUGAAUAGAAAUAAAGGUAAUGAGAUAAAUAGAAUGACGAUGUCAGUCUUCAUUUCUUAACUAAUAGUGUACUACCAUAAGGGUUGGUCAGGGGUGACUGUUGUACUUUUUGUAAUUUUGAAUUGAUUCCCAUUAACAGCUAGCAAAACAUUGCAACUCAAGGUCAACUUACUUUUCCAGCGCUUUCAAUGGCAUCUCAUGGUCGUCAUCAGCAAAAUGAGUUGUUGGCUCAGCUGUUUGAAAGCACCAAAAAAACCUAGUAGUUAGCUAAUAAACAUUUUCCUUUUUCACAAGAAGAACACUACAUUUUCACAUCAAGACCAGACAUGGUAUUAUAUGUUAGAAUGUGCCUGAAGUAUGCAACCAUAUCCCGGACGAAAACUGCGUCAGAUCAUACUUCAUCUGUGUUUAGCGUUCAGCCAUGUGUUCCCAGGUGUUUUUGGAGUAUAUCCAUUGGGAUUAUUGCCUAUGCUGUUCUGGAUAUGUUGGCGUUUUUGUUAUUUAGCUUUGUUUUGGCCUGACCUUAAUUGUAAGUUCACCCUUUUAGUUAAUAAACUUUGAAAACUGCA